Striga hermonthica is the source of this 939-nucleotide messenger RNA. NCBI's taxonomy places the organism in Eukaryota, Viridiplantae, Streptophyta, Magnoliopsida, Lamiales, Orobanchaceae. The record is from the annotation of a GenBank genome assembly.
AUGGCGAAAAGCAAGAUUCUGGUGGUGGGUGGGACCGGCUACAUCGGGAGGAGGCUCGUCAAGGCCAGCCUGGCGGAGGGCCACCCGACGUACGUUCUCCGGCGGCCGGAGAUUGGGCUGGACAUCGACAAGCUGCAGAUGUUGCUAGAGUUCAAGAGGCAGGGGGCCCGCCUGGUCGGGGGCUCGUUUUCCGACCACCGGAGCCUGGUGGAGGCCGUCAAGCAGGUCGACGUGGUGGUUUGUGCCAUGUCGGGGGUUCAUUUUAGGAGCCAUAAUCUCAUGUUGCAGCUUAAGCUCGUUGAUGCUAUUAAACAAGCUGGAAAUAUCAAGCGUUUCUUGCCUUCGGAGUUCGGUAUGGAUCCAGCCCGAAUGGGAAAUGCUCUUGAGCCCGGAAGAGUAACAUUUGACGAGAAGAUGAUCGUACGUAAAGCAAUCGAAGACGCCAAAAUCCCUUACACAUACGUCUCGGCCAAUUGUUUUGCCGGCUACUUUGUCGGCAAUCUCGGGCAACUUGAAACCCUUGUUCCUCCUAAGGAUAAAGUAAUCAUCUAUGGUGAUGGCAAUGUUAAAGCGGUGUUCAUGGACGAAGACGAUGUUGCAACGUACGCGAUCAAGUCCGUAGACGACCCUCGUGCGUUGAACAAGACACUCUACCUUCGGCCACCGGAGAACAUACUAAGCCAGAGGGAAUUGGUCGAGGAAUGGGAGAAACUCACAGGAAAGACACUGGAGAAGAUGAGCGUCCCAAAAGAAAAUUUCCUCGCUAAUCUCAAAGGUGGUGAUUUUGCUAUGCAAGUUGGAUUAUGCCAUUUUUAUCACAUUUUCUAUGAGGGAUGCUUGACAAACUUUGAGAUAGGAGAAGACGGAGAAGAAGCUUCGAAACUUUACCCGGAGGUCGAGUACACGCGUGUCGACAAAUACUUGAAGCGUUACUUAUGA